AUGAAGACUGCAACAUUACAACAGUAUCUCGUGUCUACUUGUGUCGUGGGCUUGAUCUCCCAGUGUCUCUUUGCUUGUGCACAGGAAUGGACAACACUGCCCAGCAGCCGCACACCUGGCCUGGUGCACAGCGGGCGUGAAGUUGACCAGCCUAUGUGCACAGCACUGAUCAUCAAGAAGCACUACGCACUGACUCCGGCAAGCUGUGUGCCCCGGCUGGGCAUCCGGCCUUAUGUCUGUAACCCUGUGUGUGCAUUCAAGCCAGCACAGGCUUGUGCACCUGCCCAAGUCCACCCAAAGUCGCUGGACACCGGCGGACAUGAUGUGGCAGUGUACGCAUUGCCACAUCUGGCUCAUGCCGUCGAUGUUGGGACUGCGGGCAUCUACCCCACGCUUGCGGCUCCCGACCUGGCAGUGCCGGUGAACACGGUCGUGACUGCUGUGCGGUUGAGAGGAGAUGUCGCUGAGGCCGCGCAAUUUAUAGUGGUGAAUGAGAAGUUCUGCCUGAGCGCCGGGGACAGCGAAAGGGCAAGGAAGAUCUGUGCGCUGCCGCUGGCGCCGGGGGGGAACUUGUCAUCCAUGAGGACUGGGGCAUCGGAUGACCCUGUGUUCCUGUUCAUGUCUGACCCCACGUGCUCGUUUGACACGGGUUUUGUGGGCACCGACCUGCUUGUGGCAAUCGGAUAUUGGGACAAGACUGUGAUGCCAGGCGUCCUUGGCUUUGUGGGCACUCCUGUAUCUGAGAUCAGGGGUUGGGUGGAUGCGACUGCCAUCGAGGAUCCAGGCCUUCUGUACCAACUGUGGCACCGCAUUCCUCCCUUUUCGCUGGUCGUCGUCCUUGUGCAUGCUUGGAUGCUGUGGAAGUUUUGUGUGUUUGCUGCAAAGCUGUGGGAAUGCGAUGACCACAUGUUUCAGAUGGCCGAUGAACAACCCCUGAAACGCCAAGGCUCGAAAGAAUUCGAAGAUGGGAGCGACAAUGGCAGCAGCACCGGCGGCAUUCAUGGCAAGAGCUACGAUACUGUCCCCAGUUGA
Messenger RNA from Ostreobium quekettii, 1032 nucleotides. The record is from the annotation of a GenBank genome assembly. NCBI's taxonomy places the organism in Eukaryota, Viridiplantae, Chlorophyta, Ulvophyceae, Bryopsidales, Ostreobiaceae.